This is a messenger RNA of Penicillium macrosclerotiorum, 1653 nucleotides long. RefSeq names its product putative MFS sugar transporter. Gene Ontology annotation, molecular function: carbohydrate:proton symporter activity. The coding region runs from base 1 to 1653 and encodes 550 amino acids. Gene Ontology annotation, biological process: carbohydrate transport; transmembrane transport. Gene Ontology annotation, cellular component: membrane. The record is from RefSeq and is a predicted model, not a curated record. NCBI's taxonomy places the organism in Eukaryota, Fungi, Ascomycota, Eurotiomycetes, Eurotiales, Aspergillaceae. The transcript has a single exon.
AUGGCACCCUACUUUGGACUCCGGGGAUCUGCCCUCAGUAGGGCUAUAAUCUGGCUCGUUGUUUGUCCGGCGUUUGUUACCUAUGGUUAUAAUCAAGGAGUUAUGGGAGGUCUUUUGACUCUAAAGUCAUUUGCUGAGACAUUCCCUCAGAUCAACACCCUCACCACAACGGGGGUGGAGCAACAGCAUAAUUCCACCAUUCAAGGUAAAACCUGCGCAAAGGCCGUGUCAAAUCAAGAAAGAACAAACCCUUGGCACUUCUUAUUUUCUGAAGCCGUUACUGAUAUGGUCAUUCUUACAGGGACCGUGGUCGCACUAUACACAGUCGGGGGGAUGUUCGGCUCCCUUUCAUGUAUUCAAUUGGGUGAUAUGCUAGGUCGGCGUCGUGUCAUCUUCAUCACAUCGGGCAUUUCAAUAAUUGGCGCUAUUUUGAUGGCAACGUCAUAUUCUCUUUCUCAAUUCAUCGUUGCCAGGCUCGUCCUUGGAUACGGCACGGGCGGGUAUGUAGCCACCGUACCUGUCUGGCAAGCAGAAAUAUCGAAGACGACAAAACGAGGUGCCCAUGUGGUCACUGACGGGAUUUUUAUCGGUGCCGGCAUCACGAUUUCCCUUUGGAUCGAUUUUGGCUUCUAUUUUGUCACCGGAAGCUCCGUCUCUUGGCGUUUUCCACUCGCCUUUCAAAUCAUUCUAUCAUUGAUCGUCAUGACAUUUGUCAUGAUAUUUCCUGAAUCACCCAGGUGGCUUGUGAAAAAGGGACGUGUUGAUGAAGCUCGCGCUAUCCUGGCAGCCCUUGAUGAUACAGAGCCCGAGUCUGACCAGAUCUCAAUCGAUAUUCGGGACAUUGAGAUCUCUCUGGCACUUUCUGGGUCCGGAUCAUGGAAGGAUAUGUUGACUAUGGGAGAGCAAAGACUAUUCCACCGGACAAUACUGGCAGCAAUGGGUCAGAUGUUUCAACAAAUGUGUGGCAUUAAUCUAAUCACAUUCUAUGCCACGACUAUUUUUGAGCAGUACCUUAAGUUGAGCGCUGUUCAGUCGCGGAUUUUGGCGGCGUCUAUGUGUCUUACCCAACCACUAGGGGGAUUCUUGGCUUAUUUCACCAUUGAUCGCCUUGGUCGACGUCCUCUUAUGCUAUGGAGCGCCGUAGGCAUGUCAAUCUCUAUGGCUAUUCUGGCUGGGACAAAUUCCCUUGAAGACAGCACGGGUGCAAUGGUCGCCGCUGUCGUUUUUCUCUUUGUCUUUGAGUUCAUCUUCACCGUCGGAUAUUCGGGAUUGACUUUCUUAUACGCAACGGAGGUGGCACCAUUACAACUACGGGCGGCGAUCAGUGCAGUUUCCACCACUGCUGUGUGGACUUUCAAUUUCCUCCUGGCAGAAGUAACUCCGGUCGGGUUUGACACAAUCUCGUACCGGUACUAUAUCAUCUUCGCCGUUCUUAACGCUGUCAUUGUGCCAAUCGUGUACUUUUUCUUCCCCGAGACCAAUGGCCGAUCCCUGGAAGAAAUCGAUGAAAUUUUCAUCCAGUCUCGAAACAUUUUCGAUCCGCCUCGGAUUGCUCGCACAAUGCCCAAAAUGCAUGUCGGCGAGAGCUACGGCAUCGAGAUGACCCAGGGGCCAGAUAGCGAGGAAGCCGGGACCAAAGUGACUAAGAGAUAG